AUGGCCUACGAAAACGAGCUCCACCUCGCCCAACUCGCCGUCCAACGCGCCACCCUCCUCACCCGCCGCGUCUACGCCGCAAAAUCAAAAGGCACCCUCUCCAAAUCCGACGCCUCGCCCGUCACCAUCGGCGACUUCGGCGCGCAGGCCCUCAUCAUCGCCGCCAUCAAGCACGCGUUCCCCUCCGACGAGGUCGUGGGCGAGGAGGAUGCCGACGACCUGCGCACGAACGAGGCGCUGCGCUCGCAGAUCUGGGAACUGGUGCAGGAAGCGACACUGGAUGAUGCGGAGGCGGAGGCUGUGCUGGGCGGGCCGAUCAAAGAUGUCGAUGGCAUGUUGACGGCACUGGAUGCGGGGAGGAGUGCGGGUGGUGCGAAGGGGCGGAUUUGGGCGCUGGAUCCGAUUGAUGGGACGAAGGGGUUCCUGCGAGGCGGGCAGUAUGCGGUCUGCCUGGCGCUGAUGGUGGAUGGGGAGGUGGUGGUGGGCGUACUGGGAUGCCCGAACCUGCCUGUUGACGAUAAAGAGCGCUUGGAUACGAGUAUUGGGGCGGAUCAGACGGACGCGGAGGGGAAGGGGGUGCUGUUCUCUGCUGUUCUAGGACACGGAGCUACGAGCCGGCCGUUGACACGCGGUGCGUUGGCUGAGGGGACGACUAUCAAGAUGAAGCCGCUCGAGGAUAUCACGCAAGCGACGUUCUGUGAGAGUGUGGAGGCGGGGCAUUCGAGCCAUGGCGACCAGGCGGCGAUUGCGGGGAAGUUGGGCAUCACGAAGGAGAGUGUGAGGAUGGAUUCGCAGGCGAAGUAUGCGUCGAUUGCAAGGGGGGCUGGAGACUUGUAUCUGAGACUGCCGAUCUCGAAGACGUACCAGGAGAAGAUUUGGGAUCAUGCUGCCGGUGUCGUUAUUGUGGGCGAGGCCGGAGGAACAGUCACGGAUGCUUGGGGGAAGAAGUUGGACUUCAGUAUUGGAAGGACGCUGUCGGGGAACAAGGGUGUUGUUGCUGCGCCGAAGGCUAUCCAUCCGGAGGUCCUAAAAGUGGUCAUUGAGGUUCUGAGCAGCAAGUAG
Mytilinidion resinicola is the source of this 1062-nucleotide messenger RNA. Its product is annotated as 3(2),5-bisphosphate nucleotidase HAL2. The coding region runs from base 1 to 1062 and encodes 353 amino acids. The transcript has a single exon. The record is from RefSeq and is a predicted model, not a curated record. Gene Ontology annotation, biological process: sulfate assimilation; phosphatidylinositol phosphate biosynthetic process. Lineage: Eukaryota; Fungi; Ascomycota; Dothideomycetes; Mytilinidiales; Mytilinidiaceae. Gene Ontology annotation, molecular function: 3'(2'),5'-bisphosphate nucleotidase activity.